Messenger RNA from Fusarium fujikuroi IMI 58289, 678 nucleotides. RefSeq names its product related to vegetatible incompatibility protein HET-E-1. Gene Ontology annotation, molecular function: protein binding. The record is from RefSeq and is a predicted model, not a curated record. Bases 1 to 678 code for a protein of 225 amino acids. The transcript has a single exon. NCBI's taxonomy places the organism in Eukaryota, Fungi, Ascomycota, Sordariomycetes, Hypocreales, Nectriaceae.
AUGGUAUUUUCAACAGAUGACUCAACAUUUGCAUUCAGUCAAGGAGAGAAUGCCAUUGAAGUUCAUGACCUGGCAGAUCAGAUCAUACACAAACUUGAACUCGAAUAUGUUUCAUGUCUAGAGUUCUCACCUGAUGGCCUCUCUCUAGCAGCUGGGGAUAUGCAUGGUAAUGUCGAAGUCUGGGACUUACGAACCAAAGACGCCCCGAAGUGGAUAUUCCAAUCUGAUGGCUCAUCACUUGCCAUUGCCUAUUCAUCUGAUGGAAAGUUACUUGCACAGGCAACAUCGACAGGGGAGGUUUCUCUUUGGCAAAUCGCAACAGAAAGCUGCCUCCUGAAACUUAAGACUGAGCGGCAGAUUGAACAAUUGUCGUUCAGUCCUGACAAUAGAUCGCUCAUGACUGAGCAUGGCCGUCUGAUACCGGACACAUGGCCUUCUGAUGAUGAAACUGAGAACGAUGGCAUCCAGAACAAUGAUGAUCGCGAUAAACCCUCACAAGUACUGUUUACCACUCACGGCUAUGGAAUCGAUUUUGACGGAUGUUGGUUGACAAAGGAUGGUGAGAGAAUAGUUUGGUUGCCGCCUGAGCACAGGCCGAGCCCAGCCCUCGUUAUAGAUUCGGAAAUUGCAAUUCGCAAUAGCUCUGAUCAGUUAAUGAUGUUUUGUUUUUAUGAUUAA